UCAGGUGUGCGUGACUGGAAAACGGAGGGAGAUCGGAGGCUGCACAGCAUACAGCGGCAGCUCCGGUGUGUGUUUGACAUUGGACUACACAUGGUAGUAACUUGCAACCUAUUAUCAAGCGGGACCGUGCCGGGGACGCCAGAGAGACAUAUAUAUUCCUAUGAGGUUGCACUGCUGCACCUGCCUCAGCUGUUGCAGUGAUGGUCCAACCGUGAAAGCCGAAGGAAAAAAAGACAAGGUGGAAGAAAGGAAUAUACUGAAAUCAUCCAUUCUGUAAAAGUCCUCGGUGCCACAAGCUCAUGCCAUGGCCAGGAAAAGUGUUUCUUGGACAAGUAGUUUCCUGUAAAGGCUCUAUACAACACAUUUAAGAUCUGCUACUCCUUUGUUACCUCAACGGACCAAGAUGAUGCUUUGGCUGCUGCUAGUUUUCUCCAUUUUGGUGGGAUCUGAUCAAGCUGACUCUGCCCAGUCUGAACGACGAGUUGUAGCACACAUGUCUGGUGACAUUAUCAUUGGAGCAUUGUUCUCCGUCCAUCACCAGCCUCCUGCGGACAAGGUACAUGAGCGCAAGUGUGGCGCAGUGCGAGAGCAGUAUGGCAUCCAGAGGGUGGAGGCCAUGAUGUACACACUGGACCGCAUCAACAGCGACCCGCACAUCCUCCCCAACAUCUCCUUGGGCUGCGAGAUCCGGGACUCCUGUUGGCACUCAGCUGUGGCUUUGGAGCAGAGCAUCGAGUUCAUACGGGAUUCGCUGGUCUCCUCUGAUGAGGCUGAGGAGUGGGGUGGAGGACUUGCCUGGGGAGGCGGAGGAGGUGGAGGAUCAACGAUGAAGUGUGCAGACCCUUCUGCCACUCCAAUGCGGGGGAAGAAACCCAUUGUGGGUUUAAUUGGACCCGGGUCAAGCUCAGUGGCCAUUCAGGUCCAGAACCUCCUACAGCUGUUCAACAUACCACAGAUUGCCUACUCUGCCACCAGUAUGGACCUCAGCGAUAAGAGUCUUUAUAAGUACUUUAUGCGGGUGGUGCCUUCAGAUGCCCAGCAGGCAAGAGCUAUGGUGGACAUUGUGAAGAGAUACAACUGGAGCUACGUGUCCGCUAUACACACUGAAGGCAACUAUGGUGAAAGUGGGAUGGAAGCGUUCAAAGACAUGGCAGCCAAGGAGGGCAUCUGCAUCGCCCACUCUGGCAAAAUCUGGAGCAAUGCUGGAGAGCAGAGCUUUGAUCGAUUGCUGGAAAGACUGAGGGGCCACCUGCCCAAGGCCAGGGUGGUGGCAUGUUUCUGUGAAGGCAUGACCGUCCGCAACAUCCUCAUGGCCAUGAGACGCCAGGGCCUGGUGGGGGAGUUCCUGCUCAUCGGCAGUGAUGGAUGGGCGGACCGGUAUGAUGUAACAGAUGGCUUCGUUAGGGAAGCAGCAGGUGGAAUUACCAUCAAGCUCCAGUCGGCUGAUGUGAAGUGGUUUGAUGAGUACUACCUUAAACUUCGUCCCGAAAACAACCUGAGGAACCCCUGGUUUCCAGAAUUCUGGCAGCAUCGUUUCCACUGUCGACUUAAAGGUCACCCACAGGAGAGCAGCAAAUACAACCGCACCUGUAGCAAGCGGGAGUCGCUUCGGCAGCAGUAUGCGCAGGACACUAAGAUGGGCUUUGUCAUUAAUGCCAUCUACUCAAUGGCAUAUGGCCUGCAUAACAUGCAACGGGCACUCUGCCCAGGCUAUCAGGGCCUGUGUGAUGCCAUGAGACCUAUAGAUGGUGCUACACUGCUGGACUUUUUGAUGAAAACCAACUUCACAGGUGUGUCAGGGGAGGGAAUCUUAUUUGACGAGAACGGAGACUCACCUGGCAGGUAUGAAAUUAUGAACUUCAAAAAGAUGGGGAAGGACUACUACGACUACAUUAACGUUGGCAGUUGGGACAACAGAGGCUUGAAGAUAGAUGACGAUGAAAUCUGGCCUAACAGAGACGGCGUCAUUAAGUCGGUCUGCAGUGAACCCUGUGACAAAGGACAGAUUAAGGUGAUCCGUAAAGGUGAAGUGAGCUGCUGCUGGACGUGCACUCCCUGCAAAGAAAAUGAGAUUGUGUACGAUGAGUACACCUGCCGAGCCUGUGAACUGGGCUCCUGGCCUACUGAUGACCUCACAGGCUGUGACCCGAUCCCAGUGGAGUACCUGCGCUGGGGAGACCCUGAACCCAUCGCUGCUGUGGUGUUUGCCUGUCUCGGUCUAAUGUUCACCUUCUUUGUCACUGCAGUCUUCAUCAGGUUCCGGGACACCCCUGUAGUGAAAUCUUCCAGUAGGGAGCUGUGCUACAUAAUACUGGCAGGGAUCUGCCUGGGGUACCUGUGUACCUUCAGCCUCAUAACCAAACCCCAUGUCAUCCACUGCUACCUCCAGCGACUGGGAAUAGGCUUGUCACCUGCCAUGAGCUACUCCGCGCUUGUCACCAAGACAAACCGCAUCGCUCGGAUCCUGGCAGGCAGCAAGAAGAAGAUCUGUACAAAGAAACCUCGCUUCAUGUCUGCCUGUGCUCAGCUCAUCAUUGCCUUCCUCCUCAUACUGCUGCAGCUGGGCAUCAUCGUAGCUCUCUUCCUCAUGGAGCCACCUGCGGUGAUCCAUGACUACCCCAGCAUCCGCCAGGUCAACCUCAUUUGUAACACCACUAACUUGGGCGUGGUCGCCCCGCUGGGGUACAAUGGCCUGCUCAUCCUCAGCUGCACCUUCUAUGCCUUCAAGACCCGCAACGUCCCGGCUAAUUUCAAUGAGGCUAAGUACAUUGCCUUUACCAUGUACACCACCUGUAUUAUCUGGCUGGCCUUUGUACCCAUCUACUUCGGCUCCAACUACAAAAUUAUCACCAUGUGCUUCAGCGUCAGCCUCAGUGCCACUGUGGCGCUGUGCUGCAUGUUCGUACCCAAGGUGUACAUCAUUCUCGCCAAACCAGAGCGUAACGUGCGCAGUGCCUUUACCACUAGCACAGUGGUGCGCAUGCACGUAGGAGACGGCAAAUCAUCGUCAGCCGCCAGCCGUUCUUCUAGUCUGGUUAAUCUGUGGAAACGCAGAGGCUCUACUGGAGAGACACUCAGCUCCAACGGUAAAUCUGUGUCCUGGGCGCAGACAGAGCGCAGCGGCUCACGUGGCAACCACCUGUGGCAACGGCUGUCCUUCCACAUCAAGAAGAAGGAGAACAACCAGACCGCCGUCAUCAAGCCCUUCUCCAAGACUUCGGAGGAGCGUUACUGUGGGGGCGGGGACCUGCCCCCUCAUGUCCCUCUGCCCUCUCUGCCCUCCAUGUCCUCCCUGUCCAUCCAUCCUGACUCUGGCACAGACAAGACGCUGUACGAGCUCUCUGAAGCCGAGGAGCGAUACUCCAUCACAUAUCAGCCGCAGACGCCCUCGCCGAUCAGCACGGUCAGCCAGAGGCUCGGGGCGAGUGUCGGGGAGGAGCCACCGAUGACCGGUAUUCCAAACUACCCGAGCAGCAUAUGCAGCGGCGGCAGCGGCGUCAGUGGUUGCAGCGGCGGCGGCGGCAGCAGCAGUUGCGGGCCCGCCAGCAGCGGCUCGCUGGUCAUGGCGAGCGAUGGCCGUUUGAUCAUUGUGGACGAUCACCCGGGACAGGGCCAGAGCUCACUGAUGGAUCAGAUUAGCUGCGUGGUAAACCGAUUCACUGCCAACAUCAGCGAGCUCAACAACAUGAUGCUGUCGACCUCUCCGACACACUCACACACGCACAAACACACACCUCCUUCUCCUCACCCCGCUGACCCGUACCUGUUGCCUCGUGAGAUCCCGAUGCCCCCGACCCUCACCACUUACGCUGACGUCCAGCCCCUCCCGCCUGUUGAGUCCGGCUUAGGGGGCCGGGGUGGCUGUCUGGUUCACCCUAUGCCUCAUUCACCUUACCCCCUGCCACCUCCUCAUGCCCAGACCUCCCCCUCCGUCUCCCCCAUGCGAGGAGGCCUCAUCACCUGCCUCACCAACUCCCCUCUGAGGAGGGGCGAGUUGGAAGAGGAGCUUAUUGCUUUGACUCCGCCAUCGCCAUUCCGGGAUUCCCUGGCAUCUAGCAGUGGCUCACCGGUCUCAGAGACAGGUCUGUGUCUGCCCCCGGUCCCGUCCCAUCCUCCCCCCUCUCCCCCCUCGCCCCGCUACAGCAGACUGACACUCAGAAACUACAGCCAGAGUUCAUCCUCACUGUGAGGCAGAGAUGACAAGUGAAGAAAAGUGAAGAGUGAGGAGCGCUCAAAAACAACACAGUCAUUAAGAGUGAGGUUAUUGGAGGAUGGAAUGACUGAAAUCCAUUCAUCCCUACGUAGGAAACCUGAAGUAAAGGAGUCCUGAAGAGCUGGUUGGUGAAGACACCGAGCUGCGACAGUCUGCUGUGUUUAUGUUUACGUGUUUGCAGUGAGAUGCAAGUAUAAGAAGCUUGCCCACGUUGUAUUUUCCUAGUGCAGUUUCUCACAAGUGGGGCGUGAAGAACUGCGAAAAGGGCCACUAUGACUUUGCAGUUUUCUGACGUCUGUAAAGUCAGAAAUCAUUCUCGAAGGUCUAGAGCUGCGUAUCAUGUUGGUUUGGGUAGUGGCCUUAAGGUAACAUGGCUAUCAACUAAUUAGAGAUUGUGAGUGUGUUUGCGUGUGUGUGUGUGUGUGUGUGUGUGAGAGAGAGAGAGAGAGUAUGUUUUUGCUGUAUCUUAGUUAAUGAGACGUAAUGGAGAGAUGAUAGCGAAGAGUAUUGAUGAGGUAAGACUCCUAAAGCCUAUAUGGACUAAACAGAGGCUAUUAAGGGCACAUAUAUAUAUUUACAGAUGUACACACAUUUACAAACACACAAACAUAGGUGUGAGCACACA
Messenger RNA from Centropristis striata (black sea bass), 4838 nucleotides. It is a transcript of the gene grm5b, whose product is annotated as glutamate receptor, metabotropic 5b. NCBI's taxonomy places the organism in Eukaryota, Metazoa, Chordata, Actinopteri, Perciformes, Serranidae. Gene Ontology annotation, cellular component: postsynaptic density membrane. Gene Ontology annotation, molecular function: G protein-coupled receptor activity involved in regulation of postsynaptic membrane potential; adenylate cyclase inhibiting G protein-coupled glutamate receptor activity. Gene Ontology annotation, biological process: trans-synaptic signaling by endocannabinoid, modulating synaptic transmission; regulation of synaptic transmission, glutamatergic; G protein-coupled glutamate receptor signaling pathway. The record is from RefSeq and is a predicted model, not a curated record. The coding region runs from base 404 to 4189 and encodes 1261 amino acids. The transcript has 18 exons.